Messenger RNA from Anarrhichthys ocellatus (wolf-eel), 2545 nucleotides. Its product is annotated as methylmalonate-semialdehyde dehydrogenase [acylating], mitochondrial-like. Gene Ontology annotation, biological process: L-valine catabolic process; thymine catabolic process. The record is from RefSeq and is a predicted model, not a curated record. Bases 206 to 1783 code for a protein of 525 amino acids. Gene Ontology annotation, cellular component: mitochondrion. Gene Ontology annotation, molecular function: methylmalonate-semialdehyde dehydrogenase (acylating, NAD+) activity. The transcript is spliced from 12 exons. Lineage: Eukaryota; Metazoa; Chordata; Actinopteri; Perciformes; Anarhichadidae.
CGCGCGGCUUUCACAGAUCAACAAACCAUGUGCACCGAAGUUGCGCAAUAACACCCACACCCGACAGCGUCCUUGUAGCUCUGCGUUGAAGCGCAGCACCGCCUCCGUCCUCUGCUAGCUGGAAUUCCAGUUGCUCUCUGGGUGUCUUUUGGGGUCGGGUUGAAGGAGCUUUUGGAGUAGGAAAAGAGAAACUCAACACACCAUAAUGGCAGCAAUUCUCCGGUCCCUUGUGAACAAGAAGGUGUCCCUCCAGCUGGGUCGCAUGUGUUACUCGUCAUCCUCAGCGCCCACCACCAAGCUGUUCAUCGAUGGCAAGUUUGUUGAGUCCAACACCUCCGAAUGGCUCGACAUUCACAACCCUGCCACUAAUGAGGUGGUAGGACGUGUUCCCAAAGCUACCCAGGAGGAGAUGCUGGCAGCGGUGGACUCCUGCUCCAGAGCCUAUCAGUCCUGGUCCGAGACCUCCGUCCUCAGCCGGCAGCAGGUCUUCCUGCGCUACCAGCAGCUCAUCAAGGAGAACAUUAAAGAACUGUCUAAACUGAUCACCCUGGAGCAGGGCAAAACUCUUGCCGAUGCAGAGGGAGAUGUAUUCAGAGGACUUCAGGUGGUUGAGCAUACCUGCAGCAUCCCGUCCCUCAUGCUGGGGGAGACGUUGCCGUCCGUCGCCCGGGACAUAGACACUUACACCUACCGCCUGCCCAUCGGAGUGUGUGCCGGUAUCGCCCCGUUUAACUUCCCCGCCAUGAUUCCUCUGUGGAUGUUCCCCAUCGGCAUGGUGUGUGGCAACACCUACCUGAUGAAGCCCUCCGAGCGGGUCCCAGGGUGCACCAUGCUCCUGGCCAAAUUGCUCCAGGACUCCGGAGCACCAGAUGGCACACUCAACAUCAUUCACGGCCAGCAUGGAGCGGUGAACUUCAUCUGUGACCACCCGGCCGUCAAAGCCAUCAGCUUUGUGGGCUCCAACACGGCUGGAGAGCACAUCUACGAGCGGGGAUCCAAAAACGGCAAGAGGGUGCAGUCCAACAUGGGUGCCAAGAACCAUGGCGUGGUGAUGCCUGAUGCCAACAAAGAGAACACCAUCAACCAGCUCGUGGGUGCUGCCUUCGGAGCAGCUGGCCAGCGCUGUAUGGCUCUCUCCACUGCUAUUUUUGUCGGGAAGUCUCGUGAAUGGCUCCCAGAGCUGGUGGAGCGCUCCAGAUCCCUGCGUGUCAAUGCAGGUGAUCAUCCUGGGGCAGAUGUGGGUCCCCUGAUCUCUCCUGAAGCCAAGGCCAGGGUGGAGUAUUUGAUCCAGAGUGGGGUGGAUGAGGGCGCCAAGAUUCUGCUGGACGGGAGAAACGUCAAUGUCAAAGGAUAUGAAAAUGGAAACUUUGUAGGACCCACCAUACUGAGUGGUGUUGAUCCGGGCAUGAAGUGUUACAAAGAGGAGAUCUUUGGACCGGUGCUCGUCGUCCUGGAGGCUGACAAUCUUGACGAAGCCAUUUCUUUAAUCAACAGUAACCCCUACGGCAACGGCACCGCCAUCUUCACCACCAAUGGAGCCACAGCGCGCAAAUACACACAUGAGGUGGAUGUUGGCCAGAUUGGCGUGAACGUGCCCAUCCCCGUCCCCCUCCCCAUGUUCUCCUUCACUGGCUCCAGAGGCUCCUUCAGAGGAGACACCAACUUCUACGGCAAGCAGGGCAUCCAGUUCUACACUCAGAUCAAGACUGUGACCUCACAGUGGAAGGCUGAGGACUCCACUCUGACGGGCCCAGCGGUGACCAUGCCCACCAUGGGACGCUAAGCUGACGGCACAUCCAGCGUAACUUUGAGAGACGUCUCAUAUGCCUUAAGAUGAAGACCAUGGAGGGAAAUGGGGGGAAAACAGGCUACAUGUCCUUUUGUUUUUUAGAUAUAUUCACACUGGGGGUUAUUAGUUGGUGUUUUUUUAAACUUCAUCCAUCCUUAACAAUGUUGUUGCACAAACAAAUGCAAAUUUCACCUCAUUUGGAGACGCGGGAGAUGAACUGGACUGAUGCAAUGAAUGGCGCCGUGAGUCUCUUGAUGGGUUUGUUGUGUUUUGUACCCGUUAAUCACGCUCUGUUAUUUUCAUGAUCAGUACUAUACUCUGGUGUCACGUUUCUUUAAACCUGCAGUAGAAUUCAAAAGGAUCAGGGAUUCUGCCUUUUUGAAGCAAUGACCCCAAAUGUCUUCCACCAUUAUCCUGUGUUUUUUUCAGCUUGUUCUGUUUGUCAGAGCAUUGUGUAGAUACUUGGAAAGAAGAUGUAAAUGGAGCAAAUGCUACAUGAGAACAAAAGAGUACACCGGUUCUCUGUUCUUCUGUUAAAUCUGAAAUAAUGGCUGUAGUUCUUGUACCUCUAAAUGUAUUGUAUCCUACUGUCCAGGACUAACAUGUGGUGUCUGUAUGUCAGAGAGAGGUUCAAAGGUUUUGUACUGCAUUGUUGGGAGAGAUCUUUUUAUUCUGAUCAUGGAUGGUGUAAAAGGUAAAUUGCUGUGUUUUACAUGACAUCUGACAUUCUCUAUAAACUAUUAUAAUGAAACCGUA